GAUCUGUCUCUCCAGCAGUUCGGCUUUGGCUCAAUACAGUCAAAAACAGAUUCACAGUUGACAGCGACAAGAUGGCUGGAGUUUGUUUACUGGCUUUCAUUGCUGGUUUGCUACUGGAGGCGUACGGGCUGCCGGCAGACAUCCCAGAGGCAGAAACAGGGGCUGUAUUUGUGUCUCAACAGGCGGCGAACAAAGUGCUGAUUCGUCAGCGCAGGUACAACAGCGGCCACCUUGAAGAAGUACUCUACAAAGCCAACCUGGAGCGGGAGUGUAGAGAGGAAGUCUGCACGAUGGAAGAGGCCAGGGAGGUGUUUGAGGAUGAUGAGAAAACUAUGGAGUUCUGGGCCACCUACUUCGAUGGCGACCAGUGUAAGCCACAGCCCUGCCAAAAUGGAGCAGUGUGUGAAGACGGGAUCAGGACAUACACCUGCUGGUGCAAACCAAACUUUGGCGGCAAGAACUGUGAGAUCGAGGUGUCCAAGCAAUGUUCGGUCAACAACGGUGGGUGUUCCCAUUUCUGUGUGAUGCAGGCGGACCUGCCUGUGUGUCGCUGUGCAGCUGGUUACCAUCUUGGGCCGGACAAGAGAACCUGUGAACCGACAGAACAUUUCAGCUGUGGUCGUGUGAACUUGUCCUCCAACGCCAUCACCAGAAGGAUCGCCGACCCUCUGUUAUCCACACACAACUCUGAAAGAAACUGGACUUCCAGCGGGACCCUGCAGGACGACUACUCUGACAUCAAUACGACACGGCUACUUGAUUACUAUGAUUUUGAUUUAGAACUGUUCAACGCCUCUAAGGUCGACACAAGGUCUGAGAGGUUGGCUUCAAGCUCCUCUGUAAAUCCAGCCGAGGCUGUCCUGAGCAGUGGGGAGGCAAGUAGUGCCACUGAAGCGCCCUCAGACACAGAGAAGUUGCCGUCCUGGGCUUUCUUUCCCACACUCCCCACCAUCACUGCAGAGCACAACACUGACCAGAGGAUUGUGGGAGGUGACGAGGCCAUUCCUGGAGAGAUACCUUGGCAGGUGGCCCUCAUGUCUCACUCAGCCACCCUUCAAAGAGCAGAGCCUUUCUGUGGAGGAUCUCUGCUCAGUGAAAUAUGGGUCAUCACCGCUGCCCACUGCCUGAAGCAGGCCGACAUCGAUAAACGAAGUUUUUUCGUCAGAGUGGGUGAGCAUGAUGUGAACAAGGCUGAUGGUCGAGAGCGAGACCACAUCGUGGCAGAGCAGCAUAUCCACUUCAUGUACAAUUACACAAAGUCACCCUAUAACCAUGAUAUUGCGCUACUGAAGCUCGCCAGUCCAGUGGAGCUCUCCAUCCAACGACGUCCCAUCUGCCUGGGUCCCAAAGACUUCACAGAGAACCUGUUGAGGGAGUCCAGCAGUUCUCUGGUGAGUGGCUGGGGACGGUUAAAAUUCCUGGGCCGUGAGGCCACCAAACUUCAGAAGCUGGAGGUCCCCUAUGUGGAACGCACCCAGUGCAAACAGAGCAGCCGGGACCACAUCACUCGCUUCAUGUUCUGCGCUGGUUUCCAAAGUGAACUCAAGGACUCAUGUCAGGGGGACAGUGGGGGGCCACAUGCCACCAAGUACAAAGGCACUUGGUUCCUGACAGGCAUCGUCAGCUGGGGGGAGGAGUGCGCCAAGGACGGGAAGUACGGCAUCUACACUCGUGUGUCACAGUACUACCCAUGGAUCAGUCAGAAAACAGGGAUACAAAUUAACUGAGAGACAAAUGGGAGUCUUGUGCAGAAAAAACGCAGCUGUCAGCCAACAAAACAGUCUCAUUCGUCUAGUUUAGUCACUGAGGAAGCUUGUCUUUGAGAAGUCAAUCAUGUUCAUUUUGGUUCUCCAAUAAAAUGUAAUUAAAAUAUCA
Molecule: messenger RNA, 1875 nt
Organism: Scatophagus argus
Lineage: Eukaryota; Metazoa; Chordata; Actinopteri; Scatophagidae
Gene: f9b
Product: coagulation factor IXb
Exons: 8
Coding region: 72-1727 (551 amino acids)
Biological process (GO): proteolysis; blood coagulation
Cellular component (GO): extracellular region
Molecular function (GO): serine-type endopeptidase activity; calcium ion binding
Source: RefSeq, a predicted model, not a curated record